GUGAAGAUGACCUGUGACGCGAUCGCACAAGUCACGUUCUCGUUUGUUUGAUAUGGCACUUUCUUGAUUUGAUGAACGUAUUUAUUCUAGAGGCCGCUGGACGUUGUUGAUCUAGAUCUUCAGCCCGAAGGACCCAUUUUGACGUUUUUUGCAAUAGAGAUAGAGUUUUGUUUUUCCGACUGUCUUCAUCUAUUUCAUUUGCAUUGAUUAUCAAAGGACCACCCAGAGGUGAGUGAAGGCAAAGCAGCAACAUGUAUUCUCCACCAGGCGAGCAAGUAAGUGGCUCAUCGGCUUCCAUCGGGUCAUCUGCGUUUGGUGGCAGUGGCACUUCUGCGUCUUUGAAUGAGCAAGAUAUGAUUGCAGAAACAGCUCCAGAGUACCAAGGCCCAGCUUCCUUGCCAAUCUUCACUGCUUUCAGCGCAGCGCUUGCAGGCGGAGCUCCAGGAGCGGGCGACCAGUCGACGACUUCGGCAAAUGCCACGGCUGCUGUUUCGCAGCCAGUAUCCCAGUCGCAGUUCCACGCCGUGCCAACCUCUGUCGUGUCGUCCUCGACGGGAUUCGCUUCCACGGGACCCGUAGGAAAUCAGAGAAAAAAGGCUGGUCCGUCAAGUGCGUCCUAUGGCAGACGGGGGAAACAUGCUCGGGCCGAUGAAGUGGCGCAAGUGUCACUCGAUCCGGAACAGGUAACCAACGAAGGAGCGACGGCAUCACUGCGCCUUUGUCCUGCAAGGCCUAUCAGUACUAUAUGUUUUUGUCAUGGUUCUGGAUGCUAGGUACUACAGGUAGAAUGAAAAUAAAAGGAAGGAUCUCUUUGCCUCUCUCUCUCUCUCUCUCUCUCUCUCUCUCUCUCUCUCUUUCUCUCUCUCUCUCUCUCUCUCUCGCAUUUCCUAUUUUCCCACCUUUUCCUGCCUCUGUUUUUUCCUUUCACGACGAGGCACGUUAGCGCAGUGGUGUGGUUUACUGCUUCGAUAGCCAGUGGCACAGCUUACCGAGGAGGAGCAGAGACAGCGGAUUGCGCUCUUUAUGGACGGUUUUCGUCGCGAGGCAAUUCGACUAGAGGAUGACCAUUGGCUAUUCGAAAACGCAAACGUGAAAAAAGGCGAUUAGCAUUACUAGCCGCAAAUAGAUGAACAAGAAUUAUACUGUCGAUAUGAGACAAACCCCGGUCUUUGCUGGACAAAGGAAUUUACCGACGAUGAUGUAUUUCAUUUGUGUCCGCGACUGCCUGUCAAUGUGCUUUCCGUAAUAU
Amoebophrya sp. A120 is the source of this 1249-nucleotide messenger RNA. NCBI's taxonomy places the organism in Eukaryota, Dinophyceae, Syndiniales, Amoebophryaceae. The record is from the annotation of a GenBank genome assembly.